CCUCCUCCCUUUCUCUCUCUACUCUCUAGCUCAGUCACAAAGCAGUCAUACUGGACUGCCCCUAUAAAAGCUAGAUUGAGACAAAGACAGAGUCGAAAUGUUAAAAAAUGUUGAAAAAAACAGACAAUGACAGUACGCAACAGGACAUUUUUUUCUUCGUUUAUAGAAUUAAGCUAUAUUCAUAUUUACAUAAUUACAUUGUUUAUAGUCUAACACUACACUAUCCUUCACUUACAUACACCGCCAUUCCCAAAUCAUUCCAACUGUCACGGGCCCUAUAAGGCCCGACCCAUUUCCUGUUUUCGGGUGUUUACCCUCACCUUUCAGAAAAUUUUCAAGAAAAAAUCGAUUAGAGAUUGAAAAAUGUAUUCUGCUAUGCCCAUACACAGUUUGGCAUUGGAUGGGAGUGGAAGGGAGUAUCCAUUUGAUGGCACCAACUUGGUUGGGGAUCUAUGUGUUGUUCUCACGACGGAUCCGAAGCCCCGACUAAGGUGGACUUCGGAGCUCCACGAAAGAUUUCUUGAUGCUGUAACCCAGCUUGGUGGCCCGGAUAAAGCAACCCCAAAAAUGAUAAUGAGAACUAUGGGAGUGAAAGGCUUGACAUUGUAUCAUUUGAAGUCGCAUCUUCAGAAGUACCGCUUGGGAAAGCAAGCUAACAAGGAGUUAACUGACACCUCUAAAGAUGCAUCUUGCGGCGCUGAGAGUCAGGAUACUGGUUUAUCUACAUCAGCGUCAUCAAGAAUAAUGUCACAAGAUAUAAUUGAUGGCAACCAGGUUACAGAGGCUUUACGAGUACAGAUGGAAACUGAACGAAGACUGCGUGAGCAGCUGGAGGUCGAGCGUCAUCUCCAGAUGAGAAUAGAAGCACAGGGCAAGUAUCUACAGUCAAUUCUUGAUAAAGCUUGUAAAGCUCUUAAAGAUGAAGACGUGGUCUCUACCGGGCUAGAGACUGCCAGGGCAGAACUCUCUAAACUUGCUAUCAAGGUUACUAAUGACUUUGACAGGAUUAUCUUGCCGCCUUCCAUUGGCAAAAGCUUGGUGUUGGAUGGAAGUCCAGUUCUCCCUGCAUCACAGGCUGCUGCCCUGAAAAAAAGACCAUGGCCUUUGUUUAGUAAUGGAGACCCGUUGCUUAUUAAUGGCAAUAUACAGGCAGCCGAGUGGAAGGCGGCAAAUUUUGAUGAAUCGAACAACGCUGCCUUUUUUCACUGUGUCUUGGAUAAUGCUAAAUGAUUGAGCAAUAUUGUAAACUGUAGUGUCAUUGGUUUGUAUAUUCUUGAAGUUGAUUUUCAUGGAUCAAGAAACUUCAUAAUGAUUUUCGUUAUUCCCUUCUAUUUGUUGAAGUUGUUAGAGAGAGCACCGUGCCUAUCAUUUCAAUCUUAUUAAUAAAGACCUUUGCUUAUUUUGAUACCA
This is a messenger RNA of Olea europaea var. sylvestris, 1410 nucleotides long. RefSeq names its product protein PHR1-LIKE 3-like. Bases 364 to 1230 code for a protein of 288 amino acids. Gene Ontology annotation, molecular function: DNA-binding transcription factor activity; DNA binding. Lineage: Eukaryota; Viridiplantae; Streptophyta; Magnoliopsida; Lamiales; Oleaceae. The transcript is spliced from 6 exons. The record is from RefSeq and is a predicted model, not a curated record.